AUGAGUUUUGGGUCAAGUGUGAAGAAAGAAGAGUUGGGCAACAAUCUAAGUUUGGUUGUGUAUUCUACUGAUACUGUGAAAUCUGCUCUGCCUUCUUCUGAAAUUGCUGUGUCCCCGAUUGAGAUCUGUCCAUCUGAUAAUCCCUCAAAUUUGCCCACUGAGAUUGAGGCUGCUAGUAAUUCAAGCCCUCAUGCAUCUGAUCAAAUAGAUGGGGUGCCUGUCUUUACAUCUUCAUCUUUGGCCGAGAGCCUGGAACACGUCCGGCAUUUUGCAGGAUUACCCUCUACCUCGAUUCCAGAACCGUAUCGAGUUAUUCAUCCUUCUGAGUCCUCUAGUGAAGACGAGAAGAUUCUUGCUGAAGUGUAUGGCUCACAAGCCCCGUUGUCUAGACCCCCUACUGUUGAAGCUACAACGCAUCCAGAUUCAACCACUUUCAAGAUUCGAGCGAUUACCAAUCUUCUAGGAACCUCAUCUGCCCCAAUAUCAGACACAAGCCACUCAGUUUCACCAAGCCCUUCUAAGCCUUCCCCAUCCAAGGAAACUAGAAAAUCCAAACGCAAGAGUGCCCCUGUAAAAGUUGUUGUUGAAUCAGGUGAUGACAAUCUUGAUGUGGCUCAACCUGAGAAGAGAAUAAAGUCUGCUGAAUCAGUAAAAACUGAAGUUGAUCCUCCCGUGCAACAAGUGUUCAAAACCCUGCGGUCAUCUGUCAAGACCAAGGCACCUGCUGUGGUUCCUACUACUUCUACCCGGAAAGGAAAACCAACUACUUGCUCAAGAGGACGAAGUACCACACCUGAGGUUCAACCUACUACGGAGAAUCCUGACACCACCAUCUAUAAACCUCAGUUUGCAUCUUCUUCUGCUCAAGGAAAAUGGUCCACGAUGAUCCAGAGAGAUCUUAUAGUUCAGAGGUCCGUUGAUGAAAACCAGUUGAACUCUGUUUGCGACAUCUUGCCCUUGCUGAGUGAUGUGGGCCUCUUGAAGACUGUCACCUCCAUCUGUCCAUAUUCGAAGCUACUGACUUACGAGUUCUAUUGUAAUCUUAAUGAGGAGAUUGACAAUUUGACAGGGACGCGGUGCAUGCAAAUCUUCAUCCGGGGAAAAUGGUAUGUCUUCGGUCCAGAUGUGAUAAAUGAAUAUUAUGGUUUGAAGGGUGUUGAUGAAGAAGAGAUAACGGACUGGGAUUUGGUGGCAAAGACCCUUACAGGUGGUCAAACCUCUGCAUGGCCUACGGAUGAUAUUGAUACUCUGUUUAGCUCGAAACUCACCUCUAAAUAUGACAUUCUGCACCGUAUUGCUCUUCACAACUGGCUACCAUCUGCUCAUUUUCAUACGGUUGGCAAGAAAUUGGCAGCUCUCCUGUUUCGGAUUGGAACUAAAAUGUCGAUUGACCUAGGGUCAUGGAUCUUUUAUCAUAUCCUCACGUUGAUUCAUCCGCGAGAACAGAAGGUAAGGUUACCUUUUCCUAACCUUAUAUUUGGGGUUCUGACAUCACAGGGCCUUGUGCCAAUGCCUAGUGAGGUUAUCAGUCCGACUCUUCUGUAUACUGUUGAUCAUCGCCUUCUGACUGGAAAACACAUUCGCGAUGUUACGCCGGUGAAUGCUCCUCCCUCUCCUGACGCUGACAAUGUGGAUGCUGAUUCCCCACAUGCGAAGGAUGUUCAACUCUCUCUUCGCUUGAAGGCCCGGGUAUCUGAACUUGAGACUGUUCAUGGAAUUAUUACGAAGCAGCUAACUGCGGCCCGUACCGAAUUGGCUACCGUUUUUCUCCGCUUGAGCUUGACUGAAUCUGCUACUGCUGAUGCUGCUAAGUCCGACAGUGAGGACCCUUCCAAUGCUUGA
This is a messenger RNA of Ipomoea nil (Japanese morning glory), 1842 nucleotides long. RefSeq lists its product as uncharacterized. The transcript has a single exon. The record is from RefSeq and is a predicted model, not a curated record. The coding region runs from base 1 to 1842 and encodes 613 amino acids. NCBI's taxonomy places the organism in Eukaryota, Viridiplantae, Streptophyta, Magnoliopsida, Solanales, Convolvulaceae.